This is a messenger RNA of Sphaeramia orbicularis (orbiculate cardinalfish), 1187 nucleotides long. It is a transcript of the gene pomca, whose product is annotated as proopiomelanocortin a. Gene Ontology annotation, biological process: neuropeptide signaling pathway. Gene Ontology annotation, molecular function: neuropeptide hormone activity. Gene Ontology annotation, cellular component: extracellular region. The coding region runs from base 1 to 654 and encodes 217 amino acids. NCBI's taxonomy places the organism in Eukaryota, Metazoa, Chordata, Actinopteri, Kurtiformes, Apogonidae. The record is from RefSeq and is a predicted model, not a curated record. The transcript is spliced from 2 exons.
AUGUGUCCCGUGUGGCUAUUGGUAGCUGUGGUGGUUGUGGGCGGAGCCAGAGGAGCUGUCAGUCAGUGCUGGGAGCAUCCGAGCUGUCAGGAGGUGGAGUCAGAGAGCGGCAUGAUGGAGUGUAUCCAGCUCUGCCGUUCAGACCUCACUGCUGAAACACCAAUCAUUCCAGGCUCCGCCCACCUCCAACCCCCUCCUCCCUCAGACCCCUCCUCCUCCUCCUCCUCCUCCUCCUCCUCCUCCUCUUCAUCUCCUCAGGCCAAGCGCUCCUACUCCAUGGAGCACUUCCGUUGGGGGAAACCCGUGGGCAGAAAACGCCGCCCUGUCAAAGUUUACACCUCCAACGGCGUGGAGGAGGAGUCAGCUGAGGUGUUCCCCGGAGAGAUGAGGAGGCGGGAUCUGGCCAAUGAGCUGCUGGCGGCGGCGGCGGCAGCAGCGGAGGAGGAGGAGGCUCAGGAGGUGACGGAGGAGGAGCAGCAGCAGCUCCUGGACAAGAAGGACGGCUCGUACAAGAUGAAACACUUCCGCUGGAGCGCUCCGGCCGCCAGCAAACGCUACGGCGGCUUCAUGAAGAGCUGGGACGAGCGCAGCCAGAGGCCGCUGCUCACACUCUUCAAGAACGUCAUCAACAAAGACGGACAGCAGCAGGUGUGACCGCUGCCGGCCAAUCGGAAGACGGCGCCCGCCCCCCAGGUGACGCCGCAACCAAUAAAAGCUUAGAAACUGCGGUGAAGGUGGAUGUUGAAUGACUGCCGAGAGGAGGAGGUUUUGAUAUUUAUUGAUCUGUGUAAAUAUGUGUACAUUAAACGGAAACAUAAAGACGUAUUUGCAAGCAGCCGGUGGUUGUGUUUUUAUGUGUGUUCGAUACGUACGUCAGUUAACGGCCAAUGACUCCAUAAACCCAUGAACGACACAGAAGUGCAGGUUUAUUUUCAGUCACUACAUGAGUCUGAAAUCAUACAAAUACACUGGUUUGAUUCUUUUCAGGAACGGAACAAACAGAACCCACAAAACCAACUCAGAUUAUACGAUAAAAACUCUGCUUCAUGGUCUCCUCUCUUACCUUCCUCGUUUCCCCCUCUCUUCCUUUCCUCUCUUAUAUCCUUGUUUCCUUUCGUUGUUUGCUCUCCUCCUUUCCUCUCCUUUAGCUAUGAUCUCUUUUAUCUCCUUUCUUCCUGUUUUCUCCU